CCCCUUUCAUCUGCCGCCGCGGCCCAAUGGGAAGGCGGAGGCUGCCUGCAAGUGGUCUAAUCUCAAUGAGGUGUCAAUCAUGUUCCCCGGUGGGUGAAGUAAGGUCUUUUGUAACCGCCUCUGUCUUUGGGAAAGAGAGGAGAGAGAAGGAAGGCUGGAGCGGAGCGGGGGACGCCGGACCUUGCUGCAGGAGAGGAGCCCAGCUCUGAUCUCCUGCAUGCCUGAGCAGGGGAAGCGGAGCACAUGGAUUUCUAAACACGCUGGGAUUUUAUAGAUCUACAAAAAUAACAAGAAGCCAACCUGACCCUACUGAAAACAGUCAAAUGAAUCGUAAUUGCAGAUCAAUGCAGAGAGAUGGGGAAACUUCACUCGAAACAUGCUGCCGUUUGUAAACCCCGAGAAAGUCCAGAAGGUGAUAGUUUUGCUGUGAACGCUUCUCUGGCUCGCAGAGGGCUGGAGGACUGGAUGGUGAAGCAGAAAUACUCCGGGGGCAGCAGCAGCAGCGGAGGCAGCAGCUCGGGACUCCAGCAAGGCUGCCAGCACCGGGCUGUGUGCAGGCUCGCCAGCUCCAGGGAUUUAUCUGGGGAAGGCUACAGAGACACUAUUGGUGAUGAUCACUUUCAUCUAGAAGUGGCUUUGCCUCCAGAGAAGACAGAUGGAGUUUGCAGUGGAGAUGAAAAGAAAGCAGAAAAAGAAAAUGACACACGCACAGGUUCCAAGAAGCAACUGAAAUUUGAAGAAUUGCAAUGUGAUGUGUCUGUAGAGGAAGAUAACAGGCAAGAAUGGACCUUCACACUGUAUGACUUUGAUAACAACGGAAGAGUCACACGUGAGGAUAUUACCAGCUUGCUUCAUACCAUCUAUGAAGUAGUUGAUGCAUCAGUAAAUCAUUCUCCUAGUUCCAGCAAAACUCUGCGAGUGAAACUUACUGUGGCACCAGAUGGCAGCCAGAAGAAAAAGAGUAUCUUUGCUGAUUUGCAGAGUGCCAGGCAUAGAGCUGAAAGCAAAGUUAAUGAAGAAGUAAGAAGCUCUGAGAAGAAGCAGCGGGCUUCUCUCAGAUAUCACCAGAGUGAGAACAAUCCAGAGCAAAGUGGGUGCUAUCGUCAUUGUGUUGAUGAGAACAUUGAAAGGAGAAACCACUAUUUGGAUCUAGCAGGAAUAGAAAACUACACAUCAAAGUUUGGGCCAGGAUCUCCUCCAGCAGCUCAAAAACAUGACCCACCAUGCAGAGCUGUGAAUCAGACUAGAUCCCGUUCUCAUGAACCUGAAACCUUCCAUGCACACCAUAGGAAAUCUCAAGUGGUGGAUCCAAGCCACAUCAAUCUGGCUGAAAGUUCGUAUGCCAAGAUUGCAGAAAUCCAACAGAGGCUGCGGAACCAGGACUCCAGCAAGCACUUUGUGAGGUCUCCCAAGGCCCAGGGCAAAAACAUUGCCCCUCUGCAUCCUGGAAGGGCAGUUAGAAAUAAACCUUUUCAAGGGGCACCCAUGCCAAUGGCUUCCCCUAGUGCAAGGGUGGGCCAGAAUCUUCCUUACCUUCCCUUGCAAUCUCAACAGGUUCACAAGAAGCAUAAGCAGAGGGCAAAGGAGAAUCACCAAAUGUGCAAAACCUUCCAUUCUCCAGGAACAGUUGUGGAAAAGGAACAUGUGAGAGACCUACCCACAGUUAUUUUAUAUGAAGGCCAAGUUGGACAGAUGAUACAAAGACAUGAACACCACCAUCACCACGAGCACCACCACCACUACCAUCACUUCUACCAGACAUAGAAGAGAUCCCACCAACAUCCUCCAAGAAUCAUCCCAUAUGAAGGAAAUGUGUUCUUGUGAUACCAGAACUAAGGCAUUACUAUGAUUAAUAUUAUUGUUACUCCAUUAAUAUUCAACUAGCAUAUAUUUUAGAGGUUAUACAGGACUCCUAAAACUUACCCUAUUUAUAUGUUGUGGAAUGGCAUAGCUUACUUAAACACCUUGUUGGUUUACUGUUUUUUUUAAGUGGCUGUAAAACAGCAAACAGCCAUAGGUUUUUGAGCUGUGAUUUAAUGCAGGUCAUCAACGCACUUCUUUAAAAGUACUACUUCCACUGUAGUAGGAAAGAUACUUCAAACACUCUUGCAGACAUCUAGCUUACCACUCUGCUGUAUGUCGGCUGAUCGCACACAAGCCUUCUAUCAGGGGAGCAAUGUUCGAAGGGUUGGACUCCAGAGAUACUCAGAAUAAUGGAAAAUACAAACAGCUGCUACCUCUAGUAUUAUUCAGAUUUUAUUUUCUUUUUUAUUGAUUGUAAUGUGCUACAAAAGGGGAAUUUUAAUAUACUGCGUUCGUGUAGCCUGUUUGUGUUCACAUCCUUUCAAAUUAUCUUAAUAAUUACAAGGAAAUAUUAGCUAUACUUAUCAACAGAGCUACAUUUGUACAACUUACACUUUAUUUUCUUGGAGAUUCUUCACUGACACAAAUAUAGUCUGUUAUAUACUGGGUAAUAUUUAAAUAUACUUCCUUUUUUUUCCUUUUUUUUUUUUUUCCUCUUGCUUACUCCCCAUCCUGUUUGGAGUAACCAUUUGAAAAGAGGAGGAUGUGAAAUGGGUUUUUCAAAAGCAUCACCAAACUUUAAUGCUUGGGCAAUAAGUACAGUUCUUGGGGGUUUGAGAAGGAGAGAGGUUGCUUAGAGUUUUGUUUUGUUUAAAUCCACAGUUCUUUGUUUUGAGAAAGAAUUGAGGAAAAUAUACUUUCUCACUUUAAAUGUUGGCAAAUAUAUAUAAAGUAUAAAUAUAUAUAUAUAUAAAUAUGCACACUCUCAGGUACAUUUUGUUGUGUUUUAGAAAUCUGUGGUUUGAAUAUUAGCAUUUUAUUUUUUUUUUCCCACAACAGUGACUUUUUAGAAGCAUAUGCCAUGGCAUUUUCUUAGGUGGCUCCAGUUUAAAUUUCCCCAGCACCUACAAAUUUUUGAGACAAUUCAAUAUGUAAAAAACCAUAAUUCACAGUCAUUCUGGCCUCUUUGCUUUUUCCAUAUUGUAGGGCUUCCAUUCCAUGAAGGAGAAUGAGACCAUAUUCACAAGACCUUACUAGAUGCUGAGAAAUUUGAAGGUCAAAAGUAAAUCGAAAAAGUGAAAAAAAGGGUCAGUAGUUCUAGUUCUAGGUCAAGUUCUAGUUUCUAUGGGGCCCACAUCUAUAAUACAUUCAGUUGUGUUUUGUACAGAUCACCAUUUUGCAGGUAGAAAGUGACUGAAAAACACCUAUGUUACUUUUGGAACCUUAGAGAACUCCUGACAUCAAAAUAUAAUUUUUCUAUAAAAGUAUUUGCUUUUGGUUUUAAUUAUUUAAAGUGUUGUGGUAUUUUGUCUAUAGUAUAUAUUGUAAAAUGUAAUUAUCCCGCAUUGUUAUAAGCCCUUUAUGAUUAGGGUAUUUUUUUUCUGACUAGAGCUUUGAUCAGUCCAAAAUGGGGUACUACCCCAUUACUGCUGACUAGUUUUAGAGGGAUGUUGUCCUUUCUAAGAACAUGGAGACAUCAACCUUGAAAGAAAAAUUUAAAGCCUUGCCUUCUUGUGGAAUUGGAAUAGAAUCACUGUUUCGUGGUAAUUAGGUCCAUCUCUUGUCUCUCUGGAUCAGCAGUUGUUUAGACUUAUUGUCCUCUUUAAAAAAUCUGGUUUAUUUUAUUCUAUUUUUUUUUUAGCUGUCAGCAGUGUGUUCUGUUAAAUCUAACAAACUGUUUUUAAAAUGUGUUUGAUCUGUGUGACAGCUAUACUGUUCUGUUUAUUUUUAAAAUUCCUAAAGUCCAAAAAUAUUUACAUACAGAAUUUUCUGUAUUAAAAAUAUGAAAAGGCCACAAAUUUGGUUAGUUACCACUGAGUUGUUCUAUUCUAAGCCUUUUUGCUGCUUGUGUAUCAUUCUUUUUCAAUGUAUAUAUGAUUAUGGACUGAAAAAAAAAAAGACAUUUUAUGUCUAGUAGAAGGAAUAAGCUUAUUUAUAUUAUAGUGUUAACAAAGUCUGAUGUAUUCAAGUAACUUACUUAUACCGCAUGCAAAACACAAAAAUGUACAUUCCGGCUAAGAAGGGAUGCCAUGCUAUUUGUUUUGAUGAUGUAAUUAAAGCUGUUCUCUUUUCAGGGGAGCACCUGCCAGAAAAACUGGGAGGUGGGAAUUAUUCCUUAGUCAAUUUUUUUUAACACAGGCUGUUGCCGAAAGCCAGAAAAUGUUCUGGAAAACAAGAGUGCUUUCAGAAUUGUGGGUUUUUCUAAGAAGGGGCAACAGAGGGGGAUAAAUCUUUCACCCAAAGAUAUUUUGCUGGAAAAGAUAACAGCACGAAUAACAAAAUCCUAUCUGAUUGAAAAGCGUUCAGUACUAGCUUUGCCAAGUCAACUCUGAAGUGUAACACAACUGACCAUUGGUUAUAACCUUGCAUUGAUUUAUUUUGGUUUCUUGUAUUUGGGGAUACAACAGACAAAUUUACCUUGCUCAGAUUCUGUGAAAUACAAAUACAUUUUAAUAACGUGGCAUUCCCAUACUAAAACUUUACACCAGCCAUCUAUGGGUAUACAGUAUCUAUGUACUGUUUUGCAGUUGUGUUACGUGUGUUAGGUGUGAAUAACAUGUAGCACAGCUUCUUUUCACAGAAUCUUAAAUUUCUCUAUCUUUUAAAAAAGUUUGCUUCUCAGUAUUUUGUAUAGUAAAUAUAGAUGGUUUUGACUAAAUGCUUUAUUUAUUUAACAGCAAAAACUGUGCCAAGAGAACCCCCUGGUAAUUAAAGUUUUGCUGGUUCAGAAAGUAGAUUUCCUUCUUGUUGUGGAUUUCAGGGGCUUAUUGCAGUUGCUGUCAGGGCUUGCAUAUCCCACUGAUGAAAGAGCUUGCAUUAACAUAUUUGGGAACAGGAUCAGGCCAUAAGGUAUGGACUGAGUAUGCUUCGGUUUUAUAUUUAAACUACCAAGUUUCAAAGUUAAAUUUCUUGUCCCCUACUGUUAGACCUGUGUUGAAUAACUGAUUUUUCAGCUUGUUUUUAAAUCUGAAGACCAUUUAAAACAGAUAUGUAUAUAUUUCUUUAAGUUGCUCAAAACUGUGGCUGAAUCUGAAUUUAAAAUAGAUUAGUUUCUGGUUAAACAAAAAAUUGCAUUUCUGAGGAAAGAAAAAGAAAUUAUUAUUAUUUAAGAGUAAAAUGGAGUGGGAUAAAGUAAUUCCAAAUGGAAACUUUAGUUUUUUCACUUACUACUUCUGUUUUUACAAAAAAAAACACUUCAGCAAAACAAAGUGAAUCCCAAAGUUUGCACUAUUUAUUUGCUGAAAAAAAUUUCAGUGGAAAAAUUUUGCUCACCUUUACCAGCUCCAAUUUUUGGGAAGCCAGUUUUUUUUUUGAAAAUGAAGGUUGCUAGGCUUUUCUCACAACUUCAUGACCAGCUUACACAAAGUAAACUAAGCUAAGCAUAAUGAAGUAAAAUCUUUGUCCUAGUGAAAUCUUUGGGAAGACUGCCAGAUUCCCACUGGCUUCAGGGUACCUAUAAUUUCAUUCUAGGAAUGUGGGUUUGAAGUCUACAUAAUAUGCAGAGAGUGAUUUCAGUAUUUAUUUCUUAUGCAUUUUACUGCUGAUGGUUUUGUAGUAGCUAAUAUUAAAUGGAAAUUUUACUGUGAGAGAUCAAGCUGGUAAAUUAAUGAAGAUUAACAGCAAAUAUUGUGCUUUAUACUGAUGUCACUGGAGGACCUCAAGGCACUUCCAGAUGUUUUUGAAACAUCCACAUGUUCUUUAGUCACUAUUAGAUAUGAAGACCCAGUUCUGCCCUCCGAUGAUGAAGUACCAGUUCUCCUGGCAUAUUGGCAGACCAGCCUCUUAAGGCCACACCAAAUUAAAAAGCCAAAUACGUGACUGCUAUAACUGCCUUCCUACUGUAGUCAUCAUAAGCACAGAACAGCAAAGUAUAGCUGGAGUACUUUAAAGUUGUAUAUGUGUGUGUAUAUAUAUAUGUGUGUGUGUAUAUAUAUAUAUAUACAUGUGUGUGUUGUCUAGCAGAAGUUAGUGAAUGGCACAAGGUGGAUUCUGACAGAGGUGAUCUUUUGUAAAGGGAUAAGUACUGUGUAUGCUCAACAGUCUACAAGUUGCCACAUAAAUAUACAGAUACAACAAAUGCUUACUGUUCUCCAUAUCUCAUUGUGUACCUCAAUUAUUGAAUGACAGAUUUCAUUUGUGUUCCAAUAAGCAGGAAAGUUAGGCCCUUUGUGGCCAAGACUGUACUUCAGAAAAAUUCAUCAUGCUAAAAAAUUUGCAAAACAUUCACCAUGAUUUUUUUCUGGAAUACAGACAAGAAUGUUCAUGUUUGGAAACGUGUCAGCUAAACAAGGCUCACCUUCAAUUGCCUUGAUGAAAUUCAUCAAGAUCUGAAAAUACGUUUUCAAACAUGACUUAUUCAUGGUUUUGCUGGGAACCAAGUCAAAUUCAGCAUCCUGUUAGUUGUCAGGCUCCCUUUUUUUUCAAAGGUACCAAGCAGAAACAUGUUUGAAAAUCCAAACACUUAAUGUGUUUUCUAAACAUCUUCUGGAAGAUUUCUUUUUUAAUGCACUUAGCAGCAAAACCAGCCUCAGUUUAUCACUUUUUUUUUUUUUUUUUUCAUAUUUGACAUGUUCAGUUGAUUUAACAUGGAAGGGGCUGGUUUUGUAGUUUUGGGUUUUUUUUUGCUUGUGUACAUUUAAAAUGUGCUAAAAAUGAGCUAAAAAGAGCAGAGACAGAAAAGCAAAUAACUUUAUAUUGAAAUUGUUUAGUAGACAUUGAAAUGCAUCUUAUUUGAAAUUUGGAUUAUAGUUAUUAAAUAAUGAGGUUUUCAAUUAUGAUUUAAUUUAAUUUUAUAUUUCUAUAUAAUUUAGAUAAUUUGAUCCUACUGAGCUAAAAUGAUAGAAAUCAUACGGAUGAGUUUUAAAAUAUGCUUUAAAAUAGCAGGACUUAAGGACUAUGAGAUGGAUUACUGUGAAAGAGCUUGAAGAAAGACAACGGAAGAAUGGAAAGAUUUGAGAUAUGUAUGGAUAGCAUAGAACUGUCUGAUAGAGGUGCAGAGGGAGACAGACAAGAGGCAGGAAAACACUGUAUGGAGAAACUAUAUUCAUGUUACUUUUUUUAAUCUCUUAUGGUACAUUUAUUGCUUAUAAAACAGCAAGAGUAGUUCAUAGGAUGCUUUUCACUGGGAAAGCUUGAAGACUUCCUAGAAGAGGUCAAUCUCCAGUGUGCAGUGGGAGACGCAAGAAAGAGAAGUUGUAGAUAAUCACCACUAGGGCUGUAACAGGGUAAUAGAUGAUGCCCCGGUUCCCAAGUCCCUGUCCAAGCUGAAGGAAAUUUUUUCAGAAGCAGAGGAAUGUGUUUCUACAGAUGUUUUCAAUAUUCCUGUAGAAUGUGUUUUGAAUAGUAGCCUCAGUUCUUUUUCUGUUUGAUUGCAAACAUACAUAAGUUGGUCAAACGUUGCCCAAAGCUUCUAUAUCUUUUAAGGGGAUUAAUAAAUUUGGCAAUGGGCAAACGUUAGCAAAAACAGGCUUAAUGCUAAUGAUGUGCACUGUGCUUUCUGUUUUUCAUGACAUGCCUAUGGAGUGGGGUCUGUGUCUUCCUCUGAGUGCCUAGUCUGUAUAGCCAAUGCAGCCUGUAACUGCUACCAGGUAAGAGAUGUACUCUUCUGGUGAGCCUGUACUUUGUGGAUAAAGAUAGGGGUUCAGAUCCUUCUGGUGCUGAGUGCUUAUUCUUACACUUAAUCCUUCCCAUUCUGUUCCAUUCAAGAAAUAUAGCACUCUGAGGCUUUGUGAAUUUUCUAAUAAAACACCAAACAAACUGGGCCAAAUUUGUCUUCAACUUCACAAAUGGAAGCCAGAAAUGCCCCAUGCAUGUCUUGGAAUUUGGACCUUCAAAUGCAGUUUGCUGUAUGAGUCAUCAUUUUUUCUUGUACUAAUUUCAGAUAUUUGAUAAGCUCUUUUUAUUGUUUACAAGUUUAAAAAGACAAAUAAAACUUUGUAGAUUAAAA
This is a messenger RNA of Pezoporus occidentalis (night parrot), 7969 nucleotides long. It is a transcript of the gene NKD1, whose product is annotated as NKD inhibitor of WNT signaling pathway 1. Gene Ontology annotation, cellular component: cytoplasm. The record is from RefSeq and is a predicted model, not a curated record. Gene Ontology annotation, biological process: negative regulation of Wnt signaling pathway. The transcript has 10 exons. The coding region runs from base 355 to 1764 and encodes 469 amino acids. Lineage: Eukaryota; Metazoa; Chordata; Aves; Psittaciformes; Psittacidae. Gene Ontology annotation, molecular function: calcium ion binding.